AUGGGUCCCGAGACAGCAGGGCAGGCCCUCUACCGUUUCCCAGAAUGUGGGACAGGACUGCCACUUGUCCUGGUACAUGCAGGGCAGGGCCACCACAGGUCCCACGACCGUGUGGCAGGCCAGCCACAUGUCGGGGCAGGUCUGUCAUGGGUCCUGGGACAGCGGGGCAGGCCUGCCACAGGUCCCAGAACGGCAGGGCUGGCCUGCCGCGGGCCCCGGGACCGGCGGGGCAGGCCCGCCAUGGUUCCUUUGGAGGCGGAGCAAGUUCACCAUGGGCCCCUGGAAAGGCAGGGCAGGCCCACCACGGGCCCCAGGACGGGCGGGGGAGGCGUGCUACAGUUCCCUUUACGGUGGGACAAGCCUGCCGAGGGUCCAGGGACAGAAAGGGGCAGGCCCGCCAUGGGUCCCGGGAAGACAGGGGAGACCCACCAUGGGUCCUGUGUAGCGGGGCAGGCCCACCACAGGUCCUGUGAUUGGCGGGGCAGGACCACUAUGGGUCUCAGGAGGUCUGCUACAGUUCCCUUUACGGUGGGCAAGCCAACCGCGGGUCCUGGGAUAGAUGGGGCAGGCCCGCCACAGGUCCCGGGAAGGCAGGGUAGGCACGCCAGGGGUCCUGGUACAGCGGGGCAGACCCGCCACAGGUCCCUGGGACACCAUCUCCGGACGGCGGGCAGGCCCUCCACAGGUCCCUGGGACGGCAGGGCAAGCCUGCCACGGUCCUCAGGACAGAAGGGCAGGCCUGUCACGGGUCCCCGGGAUGGCGGGGCAGGCCCGCCACGGAUCGCUGGACUGCUGAGCAGGCCCGUCAGGUGUCCCCGGACUGUGGGGCAGGACCACCAUGAAUCUUGGGACAGUAGAGCAGCCUGCCACAGGGCCUAG
Macrobrachium nipponense is the source of this 879-nucleotide messenger RNA. RefSeq names its product collagen alpha-2(I) chain-like. The transcript has a single exon. Lineage: Eukaryota; Metazoa; Arthropoda; Malacostraca; Decapoda; Palaemonidae. The record is from RefSeq and is a predicted model, not a curated record. The coding region runs from base 1 to 879 and encodes 292 amino acids.